AAUGAAAAACUCUACAAAAUUUUGUGACAGAAUUGUGUAGAAAUUAGAAACCCCACUCUACAGUGAAAACCCAAUUUGGGUUUCUUGAGAAAAAGCCUGCAUUUAUUGAGAGAGAUAGAAAACAGUGAAUGUAAUUUCAGUUUUGCAGCAUUUUGCGUGAUUUUUUUCAAGAUUUUCUUGAAAAACUACGGUUGUGGGGUUUGAUGGUAAUGGUAAUAUGAGCAAAAAGGGUGUUAUCAGAAGAUCGAAAGCGAGUGGCUUUACAAAUGGGUUUGGCCAAACUGUGCAAAUAUAGUGGUGGGUUGUUGUCUAAUCUGGCUGCCGUGGUGCAUAAUCAGCACAAGCAGCAUUUUGUCUUUUCUUGUUUCUCGUCGCCGUCGUAUGGGGCGUCGCCGUCGCCGUCGCCGUCUCGGAGGCCGAUCUCAUGGACAUGUAUUUGUGGAUUUAUGUUGUUUGCUUUGGGGUUGAUUUCACUCUUUACUGGACAUGUGGCAUCCAAUAUUGAAUGGUACUCUCAGCGAAUCGUCAAAAGGAAUUGGUUCUAUAAACUGGAUGGAAAUCAUCGUGCCUCAAUUGACAUUUGGAAAUCAAGGUAUUCAAGUUUUUACUAUGGAUGCAGUGAGAGAGGCCCUCAUUUUUCUUCUGCUGUGCGUGAGCGAUUUUCCAAUGGAUAUUUGCUUAUUGCAACUAGUGGAGGUCUCAACCAACAAAGAACUGGCAUAACUGAUGCUGUAGUUGUUGCACGGACUCUCAAUGCGACUUUAGUUGUACCUGAAUUGGAUCAUCAUUCAUUUUGGAAGGAUGAAAGUGAUUUUUCCAACAUUUUUGAUGUUGGUUGGUUCAUCUCUUACCUUGCAAAGGAUGUCACAAUUGUUAAAAGAGUUCCAGAGAAGGUCAUGAUGUCAAUGGAAAAACCCCCAUAUACCAUGCGAGUUCCUAGAAAAUCGGAGCCUGAAUAUUACUUGGAGCAAGUAUUGCCUAUACUCUUAAGAAGACGGGUUCUUCAGUUGACAAAGUUUGACUAUCGACUUGCUAGUGACCUUGAUGAAGAGCUACAAAAAUUGCGCUGCCGUGUGAAUUAUCAUGCCUUAAAAUUCACAAAACCCAUAAGGAAUCUUGGUCAGAAACUUGUAUUGCGUAUGCGAAAGAUGGAAAAACGUUUCAUUGCAGUUCACUUGAGGUUUGAACCUGAUAUGUUGGCAUUCUCUGGCUGCUACUAUGGUGGGGGCGACAAGGAAAGAUAUGAACUGGGUGAGAUAAGAAAACGAUGGGCUACUUUACCUGAGUUGAGCCCUGAUGAAGAACGAACAAGAGGGAAAUGCCCACUAACACCUCAUGAAGUCGGGCUUAUGCUGCGGGCUCUUGGCUUCAAUAAUGACACAUACCUUUAUGUUGCAUCUGGUGAAAUAUAUGGUGGAGAGAAAACUCUGCAGCCCCUAAGAGAGCUUUUCCCAAAUUUUUAUACUAAAGAGAUGCUUGCUGGUGAAGAACUUCAACCCUUUCUCCCCUACUCUUCGCGUCUUGCUGCAAUUGACUACAUUGUAUGUGAUGAAAGUGAUGUCUUUGCCACUAACAAUAACGGGAACAUGGCAAAGAUCCUUGCUGGUAGAAGGAGGUACAUGGGGCACAAGAGGACGAUCAGACCAAAUGCGAAAAGGCUCAGUGCAUUGUUCAUGGCACGGGAUAAGAUGGAUUGGGCCACAUUUUCUAGAAAAGUCAAAUCAUGCCAAAGAGGCUUCUUGGGAGAACCUGAGGAAAAUAGACCAGGCCGUGGAGAUUUCCAUGAAUUUCCAUCAACAUGUAUCUGUAAGAAACCAUUCAAUUUUUCUAAAUCCACAAGCAAAGAGAACAAAUAUCGGAAUCCAACUGUCUUGGAGUCAAGAUAUAGGUACUUAUCCAAUAGCAGCAACCUGGAACAGAAGAGCUCUCAGAAAUUGAGAGAAGGGAGCUUGAGAGACCGGCAUGGGUCUGUAAUAGAUGAGAUUGACCCUGAUAACCCUUUAUCCGACUAAAAUAAAUACUAUAAGUAGGUUAGUAGCUUAGCGAGCAUUGUUAUGGUUGUUUUGUCCUCUCCAACAUGCCGUCAUUAUCCCUUGCUACAACUUCAGAAAGCUGAAGUUUCAGUGCUAGGUAGGUGUUCAGUGCUCAAUUUUUCCAGUCUUGCUGCUUGUGUACAGAAAAUCUGUAACUUCCUCUGAUCUUGCAAUUGUCCAUAUAUGUUCUGUAAGAUAGGACUCUAGGGAGAGUGAUACCUUGUAUUGCCUGCUCGAAUAUAUAUGCACCAGUUUCUUUGACAUGUAUCCAAUCAUCUGCAAUUGCAGCAGUUUAGUUUUAUCAAAAGCAUAGUUGAGGCUA
Molecule: messenger RNA, 2355 nt
Organism: Solanum dulcamara
Lineage: Eukaryota; Viridiplantae; Streptophyta; Magnoliopsida; Solanales; Solanaceae
Product: O-fucosyltransferase 29-like
Exons: 9
Coding region: 267-2012 (581 amino acids)
Source: RefSeq, a predicted model, not a curated record